Messenger RNA from Sphaeramia orbicularis (orbiculate cardinalfish), 2952 nucleotides. It is a transcript of the gene radx, whose product is annotated as RPA1 related single stranded DNA binding protein. Gene Ontology annotation, molecular function: single-stranded DNA binding. Bases 410 to 2926 code for a protein of 838 amino acids. The record is from RefSeq and is a predicted model, not a curated record. NCBI's taxonomy places the organism in Eukaryota, Metazoa, Chordata, Actinopteri, Kurtiformes, Apogonidae. The transcript is spliced from 15 exons.
UGUUGAGAUCAGUCUGAUCUGCUCUUAUUUGUGGACAUGCAGGAUACAUUGUAUGUUUUAACUUUGCUAGAUUUAUUGUUAUCUGCACUAGUCUGUGUGUUUAAAAGAAACCGUGACGUAAUCAAACAGCACCCGUGUUAUUUGUAGCAGCAGUAGCAGCAGUUAACUAAGUGAAGUAUUUACAAAACACACAAUAAAACGCGUUUUGUGUGUUUUUGGUAAACAGGUGGAAGCAAAGUAAGUCUGUGAUUGUAUUUAUUCAGAGACUAAUGUUUUUUGUGUGCGUUAAAACACAGUUAAGACGUUAUGGCUAAUGUUAGCACAAAGUUAGUUAAGCUAACAUGAGAAACUGAUGACACAUCGGCUAGUUUAACUAACUAAACUGAGUUUUGAGUUGACAUAGAUAAUAAUGGAGGAAAUGUCGUCUUGUUCAUCAACGGUGACUGCUGUUUCUGGAGUAUCUUUCCUACAGAAGACGUUGGAGCGUCUUUCCUCCACUCAGUGUCUGAAACUCAAAGCGGAGGAGUCGUCUCCAGUCGCUGUCAUCGCUCUGCAGAGAUACUUGUCAGAACAAACCGACGGACAACAGCCGCAGCCGGACACUUACAGCUACGACGUGACUGUGACAGACGGAGUAUGGCGAGCAAAAUGCUUCCUGGACCCAAGGUUAAACCACUUGGUGCAUAAAAGCGUGCUGAGGACAGGGGCUGACGUCCGCAUCACUCAGUGUUCCUUUGUUUACAAUGAGAGGAGGCUGGGACACGGUUACAUCUGCAUUGAAAACCUCACAUGCGGACUGUCUUCUGUGUGGCUCCGUGGACAGGAUGUCACUGCACUUCCCAUACUGGUGAAGCACGGCAUGGAAAGGAGUGUAGCCCUGCAGAGUGAUGUGCCACUGCAGGUGAGCCGCAAACAUUACCUGGCUUUGUGGAACAAUGAUGAUCCGGAGGGAGACAUGUGGGCCAUAGGGUCCCCCUCAUCCGACACAGUACUGGACGUGACUAAGAUUACUCUACUGUGUAAUCUGGAGUCAAACAUUAGAAACACAUGGAAACCUCUGCCUCUCCUUGUGAAGAUCAUGAACAAAUCCAGAUUAAGGUAUUACGGCAAAUUUGGGCAAAAGAUUGAUUACCCCUACCAGGCUUACUUUGAAGUUGCUGACCAGAGUGGCAUGAUGUCUCUCGUUCUUUGGAAUGAACUUUGUCCAGAGUUUUACCAGAGACUGAAUGUGGGCAUGGUGCUGUACCUUCAAAAUUACACACUGAAGCAGAGUUAUUCAAAAAGGUCACGACCCCAAAUGGGCCAUCACAGAAUGAUGUCUUUUAACUCUGUAGAAAUCUGCCUGAACCCCCGUAACCCAGCUUCAGUCAUCACUGUGAUCUCACCAAAGAGCGUUCUGCCACAGUGGGAACUGCCUGAGGUCCCCUACCAGUUCACCACCAGGUCAGAAUUGGAAAAACUGCCCAAGAGUUCUGUAUGUGACAUCAUUGGUUUAGUAACGUUUGUAGGUCGUGUUGAAAGAGUAAAGAGCAAAGGGAAUAUAGUUCCAGAGAAAUACUGGACGUAUCGCUGGGUUCAUGCAGUCGACGGUUCAUCUGACCUUCCAUUUAUCCUUGAAGUUUUUUCUUCCUCUCAGUCAGAAAUCUUUAAUCACAUUUGUCCAAUGACCUACCUGGUUUGCACUCAGAUGCGGGUGUGUCGAGUGGAAGGCUCAGUGCCUUACCUCACAACCAGCUGUGAGACGGAGAUGUUCAUUACAGGUCACCACAAAGGUCAACCUUAUGUGACGGACCCCAGAGUGAAAAGCUUCAUCCAGUGGACAAAGACUCUGAAGGACAACAUCGUCCUCCAGAAGACUGCUGUUGGUGGCCAUUAUUGUUACCCUCCUGCUCCCAAGAUCUUCACCCAAUCAGCAGACAAUGCCACAGCCCAAAUUCCUCUGGUUGCCUUCACUGAUCUAAAGAGGGAGAUAGAAACGCUGCAUUACAGAGAACAUAAAAGACUUGCAAUUCAAGGGCAAAUCAUGGCAGUACAAUACAUGAAAAGCCUGAAGACAAUGGACUCAUACCAAACAGAAGAAGGAGAGACCUCAGGUUUUCCUGUUGAUACAUGUGAAGACACUGAGCAGGACUCGACCUGUGAUCGCGGGAUGGUCGGGCAGACGACGGCUGCCAGUUUAAGUCCAUCCAGUGAGAAAGUCUUAACCCGUGGUGGGAAAAAAAGAGGUCAAACCAGAGAGGGUCAUCAGUCGUCUGUGAUUUUUAGAAGCACACCAGCAAAACGAAGGGCAGGACAUGAAGGUACGGAGAUCAGACAAGAACAGGAAGAGAUCAAAUCUGGGUCAAAGGAGAUGCACCACGUGGAAAACCAAGACUCUGAUGUUUUAUCUUGGCAAAGCAGCAGUUGGCCUAAGCAACAGCAGGACGUGCCUGAACAUCUACAUCAUGGACGUCUGUUUGAGGACAGCAUCUCUCAGAGGUUCACGUUCGAUGAAAAGAACGUCCUCCUGCAGUUGAGUAACCUUCAUCCAUCUCGGUGGAAGUCAGAGCAAACCACAGACACCGCUCCAUCUGUGGUGUGUCCGGGAUAUUACCAAAUAACAAUAUUAGGCAUAAAUAAGCAGUUAGCCGUCAAUGCUGCGUAUCUUCCUGUGGUCCACUCUGAUGAGCCCAGGGCUGUGGGUCUUCCACAGGAUCCACACGGAAACUCAGCGCUGUCCUGCCUCUCGUCAGGUUUCUUCUGCCCUCUCAGCAACACGGCAGACCUGAGCCAGUCGAUACUUCCACAGCCUGAGGAAAUCUUAGCGACAGCCAGUGAGCUGGAAGACUUACAUGUGGUGUGUGUUCUGGAUCUCUGUCAUUUGGGCGGAAACAAAGUGGAAAUCCUCAUCAACAAAGUGUACGGAGUGAACGAAGUUACGCUGUAAUAGAAGUUUCAAAAGUAAAAAUUUUA